Messenger RNA from Symbiodinium necroappetens, 435 nucleotides. NCBI's taxonomy places the organism in Eukaryota, Dinophyceae, Suessiales, Symbiodiniaceae. The record is from the annotation of a GenBank genome assembly.
AUGAACAAUGCCGCUGAAUCCAGUCCGGAAAUUCAGGACGUUCCAUCGAUGAUUCUGGAGCUCAGGCAAGAGAUAUUACAGAUGCAGAGCUUGCUUUCCGGAAUGGAUGGCACAUUGUCAUCCCACACUGCCUCCAUAGACUCGCUCCGUUGCGCAGUGGACAGCGUGGGUGCAAGGAGCAGGAGCAAGCUCUCAGGAGGCUUAGAUCGGUGUAUGGAGAGCACCUCUGAGGGCCCGGAGGACGCUGCCUUCUCGUCCUUCGCCGUCAAUAUCAACACUGAGGUGAAUGAACGGCUGGAUACCGUGGAACUUGUGCAAGCUCCGCAGGAUCCUCCUGCGCUACUCCCACUUCCGGGGGUCAUCGGGCGAGAGGGUGGUCCAGAUGACUCGAGCCUGGUUCACCAGCACGUUACCUCUGCCACGCCACUGGAAAAG